UUUUUUUUUUUUUACUUUUUGAAUUUUUAAAUUAUUUUUUUAUCUGUAAACUUUUUUACACCUUUCAUAUACAAAAGUAAAUGUGGACCAAAUUGCACAUUCCGUUAUUGUUGAGUGCAUUUGUGCCAAUUAACACUUAGUUAUAUCAAUUUUUUUUUGUUGUAUUUACCCCUUUCUAUCCCACUUUCGUUCUGCAGGCUGAAUCGGCUUCUCUUUUCAGCUAUCCACACUUUCAAGCUUCCAACUUUGCCGGAAACCCGAAGGCAGAGUCUUAAGAAUAGACCCAAAUAUUACUCCUUUUUGAGAUCCCAUUGUCAGUUUUGGUCAAUACGCUUUUGAAGUGAUACAAAGGUGCAUGACAUCAUGUCAUGGUCAAGAAUUUCUAGUAGAAUUGCUCUCUUGAAGAAUCGACAAUUUUUGUCACAUAAAUCAAGGUUUCUUUCUGAUGCUUUAUGCCCGAGUUACAAGUUCUUUAAAGCUUCUUCUGGGUGUGGCAACAAUGCUUGGGGUUUGAUGCCAAGAUGUGAAUUUAAGACAAGGCCUCUAACAGAAUCUUUUGAUUUCAGUCCUUAUAGUUCUCGAUGUUUGGGGAGAUUAUCUCCCUUUAGCAUUCAGCAGCAGCGCCACUAUGCUUCUAAUGCUUUCCAUGCUGCAACUGAGCAAAAAUCCAAAAAGACUCUUUUGUAUCUUACAGCAUUAGUUUUUGCAAUGGUGGGAAGUAGUUAUGCUGCUGUCCCAUUGUACCGAAGAUUCUGCCAGGCUACCGGGUAUGGUGGUACAGUCCAACGCCGUGAGAGCGUAGAAGAAAAGAUUGCUCGGCAUGAAAAAGAUGGGACAGUAGCAACAAGGGAGAUAGUAGUCCAAUUCAAUGCUGAUGUGGCAGAUGGAAUGCCCUGGAAAUUUGUUCCUACUCAAAGAGAGGUAAGAGUCAAGCCUGGAGAAAGUGCCCUUGCAUUUUAUACUGCUGAAAAUCGAAGUUCAACACCUAUAACUGGUGUCUCUACGUAUAACGUCACCCCUAUGAAGGCUGCAGUUUACUUCAAUAAAAUACAGUGCUUUUGCUUUGAGGAGCAGCGUCUUCUUCCUGGAGAGCAGAUUGACAUGCCAGUUUUCUUCUACAUAGAUCCUGAGUUUGAAACGGAUCCCCGAAUGGAUGGUAUCAACAACCUGAUCUUAUCCUAUACAUUUUUCAAGGUUUCCGCAGAAUAAAAGGCGAAUUUAUAAAUUCAUAGUGAAAAUAGAAUAUCAUUCACACGAGAAUAAAACUGUUUAGGUUCAACGAACCAAACUCUUGUGAUAAGACUAAAGAUAGGAUCCCAUUUUGGUAUGCCAAGUAGAAAUAGGACCACGUUUUUUCACAUAGAGCGAGAAAGAGGACAAGAAACAUUAUUUUGUCACAUUUCUUUAGGUAGUUCCUUCCUGCUUUCCUCCUCUUUUUGGUUGAAGUCUUAUUGUUUUGUAACAGGUUGUGCCUUCUUUAGAGGAACUUUUCGUUCCCUUCCCAAAACAAAACCAAUUGCAUGUACUUUAGAUCUAUAGCUUUUCUACUUGCUGUCAUUUUCGAUUUUCUUUUGAUGUUCCCUAUGCUUGUGUAGUUUAGUAUCCUAAGAAGGAAGAGCAAAGUGAUAUGUUAAAAUUUAGGCUUGUUAAAUCUUCUUGUAGUGCUACUGUGGAGUAAUUGCAAAUGUCACUACGUUUUGUCUA
Molecule: messenger RNA, 1704 nt
Organism: Durio zibethinus
Lineage: Eukaryota; Viridiplantae; Streptophyta; Magnoliopsida; Malvales; Malvaceae
Product: cytochrome c oxidase assembly protein COX11, mitochondrial-like
Cellular component (GO): mitochondrial inner membrane
Molecular function (GO): copper ion binding
Source: RefSeq, a predicted model, not a curated record